Molecule: messenger RNA, 2688 nt
Organism: Annulohypoxylon truncatum
Lineage: Eukaryota; Fungi; Ascomycota; Sordariomycetes; Xylariales; Hypoxylaceae
Exons: 3
Coding region: 1-2688 (895 amino acids)
Cellular component (GO): cytoplasm
Source: RefSeq, a predicted model, not a curated record
AUGAGUUCCAACAACGUCAAGAGUGGUUCUGCAACCACAAAAGCCAGUCAGAGUGUAUUUUCAGGAGUCACACCAAGUAAUCAGUCACUUCUACUCGAGAAGCUGAACGUUCGAAGGUCUACGCCGGAUUCAGAAGCUCUCGCGAGCUCGGACGACGAACCUGACCCAGCAUCUCGACAAGAGGUGCAUCAACAGCCUUUAGGACAACCACAGAAGCCGGUACGCCGCGCUUCAUGGUUGAACGAUACAUCACAAACAGCGCUACCCCACCCGAGAAAGGGAUCAUUUGCGAGUAGCUCUAUGUCGCCGACUACUUCUCACCCAACUACCCCGUCUGCGGACCCUGGUCCGGCAGCUUGGGGUUCCCAUUCCGCAGCAUCCGGAACAAUGGGGCGUGGACACCAAGGACCGUCGUCUUUUCCAUGGGGAACGGGCAUUUGGAACGCGGAGCGUAAGGAACCCCCGUCUCGUUUGACCGAAGUCCUCCCUUCGCCAACUUCCACUAUCCCUAACGGCGGCUUCUUUGGAGAGGGCUCGUUGACACAGACGUCUCCCACUCCAAGAGAGCAAGGUUCCAAUCCGCAGAUUCCCUUUGCAAUUCCUCUGCACCCAACGCCGAAGACAUAUCGUUCUCAAUCGUAUUCGGUGGGGCAAUUAGAUCCAGAUGCGACUACCCCUACCAUGCCGACCCCGUCGGCGUUGCCCGGCAGACCACGUGCUCCUCUUGGACAUCCGGGAUUACAACACAGACCCUCACGUCCCAGUAUGCUGAGCGAAAUGUCCAACGAGGGUGCUAUGCUGGGCAAAGUUAAAGAAGUUGAGGACGAUGAUGACGAGAGCACGGGUGGCUCGAGUCAGGGAGUCCACCACCAACAAAGUGCUGAGGCGAAGACAAUUGAGAUGCUCACUCGUGAAAAUGCCAUGCUUAGGCAGCAGCAGUACCACAACUCCAGAGUCAGACCGCGUGCAUCCACCGCUGCUACGUACGGGUUAGGCAAUGGAUACGGCGUCCACGGAACAGUCCCCGAGGAAUCUGAUUUUGCUAUUGAUGAACUGGACGAAGCUGGUGAAGGCCAAGACAGCCUUUCAAAACGAGGUUUGGCGAGACGUAUGAGCGAGUAUGCCUCGGGAUCAUUUCGCUCGCCUUACCCCUUGGAGAAUAGAAAACUCGAAAAUGUCAAGAAGGCCUAUUGGCAGAGUUCUCUAGGUUUUGGCGGCAUCGCUGACAUCCCUCAAAGCCGUAGACAUUCGUUCGCCGACGUACCAACACGGCAAGGUUCGAUUGGCUCCAUUGGAGAGUCUGUUUCUCAUCAUGAGGCAGCUUCUCCGGACGCAGCUCAGUCCCAGGAAUUCGGCGGAUUUCCCGAUGGGGCGGGUUUUACUACUACCAGCCCCGUCUCCUACUACCCAGGUGGUGCCACUGCUCCCAGUGCUCACCAGGCCAUCGCAUCUUCGGCUUACGGAAACCCCUAUCAGCAGGCGUACGGUAUUCCAUCUACCUUUGCCAACCGUCCGCAGUCACCUCACAGGAACAUGUUUGGAAUGAGUCAGCCCAGACACAACCAGCUCCUGCACAUUGUCCUCUUCAAAUGUUCAAGAGCAGACGUUUUCUACAUCCAAGAAGGAACUGGUCUCACAGUCAAACCGGGAGAUCUUGUCAUCGUCGAAGCAGAUAGAGGAACAGAUCUCGGCACUGUAGCUCGCGAUAACGUGGAUUGGCAGACGGCUAAAGAGCUGAAAGAACAUUAUUCCGAAGAGCACUACAAGUGGCUGAUGAUGUAUUCUCAAAACGCGGCAGCUGCUCAAGAGGGAACUGGCGCCGGCUUGAUGGCUGCAUCGAACGGUCUACAAGGCGGCGCAAUUGGCGGGAUGGGACCGCCCAGCCAACACCACAUGCAGGAGCCGAACGCAGGCGAACUGAAGCCGAAACUUAUUAAGCGUCUUGCACAGAGCCACGAGAUUCACAGUCUUAGAGAGAAGGAGGGAAAUGAAGCUAAAGCUAAGCGCAUGUGUAUGCAGAAGGUAAAGGAGCAUGGCCUCAACAUGGAGAUCCUCGAUGCCGAGUUCCAAAUGGACUGGAAGAAGUUGACAUUUUACUACUUUGCCGACACCUACAUCAACUUCAACUCGCUCGUUACCGACCUUUUCAAGAUCUACAAAACCCGAAUCUGGAUGUCGGCUAUCAACCCCGCUUCAUUCGCCAGCCCGACCUUGGGCCUGCAGGCUCCCAGCGGCAUCGGCCCAGGUGCUGUCGGCCUCGGAAGAGGGAGUGGAUCUACCAACGCAGAGCGAAGAUCUAACCCACCUCAGGAAUCCCAGGGUGCCUUUCCCGGCGGUGGUGGGCCAGGCCGAUCAUUUCAGCCCACCUUCACUCAACCAUUUGGAGGACCAGAUCGCCCGUCAGUAGCCACCUCCGCAUACCCCUCCUCCGGCUUUCCAUACUCCGCCUAUGGUGCGUUCAGCAGCGCUCCGAGAUCCGGUGGAGUGUCGUAUGUCCCGGGUGUGGUACAGGGGAUGGACGGCUAUCCCAGUGGCUUCUCUCAGGGCGGCGAGUUUUCCCCAAGCAUAAGGGCACGUUUUCCAAGUCCUCACGCCGCAACCUCUCCACACGAUCCGGCAGUACCUAGCAUGACAGGACAGAAUGAAUGGGUCACAACAUUUCAGGGACUGUCUCUAAACUCUCGUUGA